CUUUCAUCGCCAUCGACCUCGUCCUCUCUGCUUCUUCUCCACACCUUUUCAUCACCAGAAUCCAGAGUUUAUCUUUCUUUUAAUUCCUCGCCGGGUUGUCUGGCCCUCUGGGUUGGCUUCAUUCCUUCUGAGUUCCGAUCCAUGCGAUACUGGUGAGAGAAUCUCUACUCGCGCUCCUCCAUGGCGUCGGUAUCGCCACCCAAACCGUGGGAGAGGGCAGGCGCUGCUGCGGGCACUACGUUGUCAGCAUCUCCAGCGACCGCCGCUUCUACUGUGUCUCCAGUAUCCCGCGUUUCGGCUGCGCCGACCGCAACAACUGCCGCUAGCACAACAUCAACCGCUCCUGACCUCCCCUCCCGACCUAACACUCUAAGCACUGUUGCAAAUCGCAAUGCGUCGAACUACUCUCCCUAUGGAGCUUCUAGAUUUACAACCACCCCGUAUGGCGGAUAUGGUGGUUAUGGCACGUACUCCUCGCCCUACUCUCGCUUCGGCACCAUGGGCUCGAUGUACGGGGGGUAUGGAGGCAUGUAUGGUGGAAUGGGCGGAGGGAUGUAUGGCGGCAUGCCAGGCGAUCCCAACGAUCCCAACAGCCUGACCAAUUCCUUCAGUCAGAGCACACAGGCUACCUUCCAGAUGAUCGAGAGUAUCGUCGGGACGUUUGGUGGAUUUGCGCAGAUGCUGGAAAGCACCUAUAUGGCAACCCACAGCUCAUUUUUCGCUAUGGUCUCCGUCGCAGAACAAUUUGGAAACCUGCGCAAUACACUAGGCUCCGCGCUGGGAAUCUUUACAAUAAUCCGUUGGUUCAAGACGUUGAUGGCUAAAAUCACCGGUCGUCCACUACCUGCCGAUGCUACUGCCCUCACGCCAGCAGCCUUCGCUGCUUUUAUGAGCGGCCGAGCCACACUCCCCGAUGGUUCUCCUGCACCUCCACGGCCGUCACGAAAGCCGUUCUUCAUGUUCCUCAUUGCCCUCUUCGGUCUGCCAUACCUGAUGGGCAAGCUUAUCAAGGCACUUGCGCGCUCGCAAGAAGAACAGCGUCAGAAGAUGAUGGUCGGUGCCAACGGUGAACAGGGCGCCCUAGACCCAUCUAAGUUGGAUUUCUGCCGGGUUCUGUACGACUACUCGCCUGAAUCCCAAGAGAGCAAUGGCAUCGACUUGGCGGUAAAGAAGGGGGACAUUGUCGCUGUGCUGAGCAAGUCAGACCCCAUGGGUAAUGCCUCGGAAUGGUGGCGUUGCCGCGCCCGGGACGGCCGUGUUGGCUAUCUUCCUGGACCUUAUCUAGAGACGAUUCAGCGACGACCACAGCAAGCUGCCAUCACAUCCGGCAGUGAAGCAGGUAGCCGCAGCAACUCGAUACAGUCGAGCCCAGCCGCCGAAACUCCUAGCAAGGGACAGAAGCCGGGGCUCCAGGGCAAGAUGGGUGAUAUCUCUCCCGAAAGUUUCCAGAAGAGCGCCUUCUAUUCAUAAACGAUUUGUGAUACCUCCUCCAUACAUAUUUAUCCCGCUUAUUGGUUACAAAGCUGGCACAUGACUGCGUCACUACAUACACCGGUGGUCACCUUGAGUUGGUGUUUCGCUGUCUUCACUUCUGCCUCCUAAUUCUUGUUCUUCCCGACUUAUUCUCUCUGUUUUAGCGAACCUUGUUACAGAGUACCUUUUUUUUUUUAACUUUUCUUGCUUUCGUCUCCGGUUAUGUGGACGCGCCAGUCAUCUAGGCUGAAUGAAACUGUGUAUGAACAUCUUAC
This is a messenger RNA of Aspergillus ochraceoroseus IBT 24754, 1748 nucleotides long. It is a transcript of the gene pex13, whose product is annotated as peroxin PEX13. The transcript is spliced from 3 exons. Gene Ontology annotation, molecular function: protein binding. The record is from RefSeq and is a predicted model, not a curated record. Gene Ontology annotation, biological process: protein import into peroxisome matrix, docking. The coding region runs from base 181 to 1470 and encodes 429 amino acids. Gene Ontology annotation, cellular component: peroxisome; peroxisomal membrane; peroxisomal importomer complex. NCBI's taxonomy places the organism in Eukaryota, Fungi, Ascomycota, Eurotiomycetes, Eurotiales, Aspergillaceae.